GUGGCAGAGGCAGGGAGGGGUAAGAAAGGAUAGAGUAGGAGCACUGGAACAAAAAUAAUUGAGUGACCACAGCAGAGACGGGGAGGAAGACCGGCUCCAGGAAGCAGACAGAAUCAGAGGAAAAGAGGAUGCUGCUGCAGCCGAGUCCUCCCUCCUGACUUCUGCGGAGUUUGGCCGCUGAAAUGCAGCAUUCUUUCAUCUGAGUCUGAGCAUCUCCACUUUGAGAAAGUGUGUGUUAGUGCGCGUGAACGUAGCCAUGGCGAGCGCUCAGCCGGGGGUCCACGCACUGAAACUCCAGCCUCCCUCCGUCUCUCACACACUAAGGAAUGGGAGCAACUUCAUCAAAUGGGAUGAGGACCUAUCCACUGUCACACCUGUAACCCUUCAUGUGGAUCCCAAUGGAUUUUAUCUCUACUGGACUGACCAGAACAAGGACACAGAGUUGUUGGAUCUGACUGUCGUGAAGGAUGUCCGAACAGGAAGAAGCACCAAAACAACAAAGGAAGCCAAGCUGCGUGAAUUGCUCGAUGUGGGAAACCUGGUGGGUCGGCUGGAGAAUCGCAUGGUUACCGUGGUUACGGCUUCAGACCUCGUCAACGUUAACCAGCUUAACUUCAUCGCUUCACAGGAGGAUGAAGCAAAGGUUUGGUGUGAGGAGCUCUUUUCUCUGUCUUCAAACCUUUUGAGUCACAACCUGAACAGAGAUCAAAGUCUGCUUAAAGCGUAUGUCCGCUUAACACUUCAGCUGAACACAGACGGAAGAAUUCCCGUGAAAAACAUUGUUCGGCUCUUUUCAUCGGACAGAAAAAGAGUGGAGACCGCGCUGGACAGUUGUAGACUGCCGUAUGGACGGGGUGACAGCAUCAGAGUGGAGGACUUUACUCUUGAAGUUUACAAGAGCUUCCUGGACAGUUUGUGUCCUCGUCCCGAGCUCGGAAACAUCUUCAAGCUGCAAGGAGGCAAUGGUGGGAUGCUGUCCAUCGACCAGAUGACAGAGUUCAUCAACAACAAGCAGAGAGACCCACGGCUGAAUGAAAUCCUGUACCCCCCUUUUCGGCCCGCUCAGACUCUCUCUCUAAUGGAGAGACACCAGCUUGACCAGGCAGAGCUGAAGAGAGGGCUGAUCUCUCUGCAAGCCUUCUCCAUGUACCUGUCCAGUGAUGAAAAUGGAGUCAUCCCACCAGAGAAACUGGAUCAGUCUGAAGACAUGAGCUUCCCCAUGUCCCACUAUUUCAUCAACUCCUCCCAUAACACAUAUCUGACAGCGGGCCAGCUGGCAGGAAGCUCUUCAGUGGAGAUGUACCGGCAGGUUCUGCUGGCAGGCUGUCGCUGUGUGGAGUUAGACGUGUGGAAAGGACGAACUGCAGAGGAGGAGCCCGUCAUAACACACGGCUUCACUAUGACGUCUGAAAUCUCAUUUAAGGAGGUGAUCGAAGCCAUUGCAGAGUGCGCCUUCAAGACUUCACUUUUCCCAGUCAUCCUCUCCUUUGAAAAUCAUGUGGACUCCUUGAAGCAGCAGGCUAAAAUGGCUGAGUACUGCCGGUCCAUUUUUGGAGAUGCUCUGCUGAUCGACCCUCUGGACAAAUACCCUCUGGAAGCCGGGGUUGCGCUGCCCAGUCCUUUGGAGCUGAUGGGAAAAAUUCUCAUUAAGAACAAGAAAUCUCACAAACCCUGCAGCAGCACAGACACCAAGAGACCAAUCGACCAACCUGCCAAUCAAAUUUACGAACCGCUGUCUCCUAGCAACAACACAGGAGACAUUGAGGCUGAGAGUGAAGAAGAAGAUGAUGAUGACGAUGAUGAUGGUAAAAAGGGCUCAGCAGAGCGGGAGGCCGUGGCAACAGAAGAAAUGUCCACUCUGGUAAACUACGUCCAGCCAACCAAGUUCAACUCUUUUGAGGCAUCAAAGAAGGCCGCCCGCUGUUACCACAUGUCGUCUUUUGUGGAGACCAAAGCUUUGGAGCACCUCACAAAGUCACCAGUGGAGUUUGUGGAAUAUAACAAAUCCCAGCUGAGCCGUAUUUAUCCAAAAGGAACCAGAGUGGAUUCAUCAAAUUUCAUGCCUCAGCUUUUCUGGAACGCUGGAUGUCAGCUGGUGGCUCUCAACUACCAGACUAUUGAUCUGUCCAUGCAGCUUAACCUGUUCAUGUUUGAGUACAACGGCCGGAGUGGCUACAGGCUGAAGCCAGAGUUCAUGAGGCGUCCAGACAAACACUUUGACCCUUUUACUGAGAACACAGUUGACGGCAUCGUGGCAAACACUCUGUCUGUGAAGGUCAUUUCAGGACAGUUUCUGACUGAGCGCAGAGUGGGGGUGUAUGUGGAGGUGGAGAUGUUUGGACUUCCUGCAGACACCAGAAGAAAAGCUCUAAAGACUAAAACCUCUCAGAACAACAAUGCCAUCAACCCAGUGUGGGACGAGGAGCCGAUUGUCUUCAAAAAGGUGAUCCUGCCCACACUCGCUUCUCUGAGAAUCGCUGCAUUUGAGGAGGGAGGGAAAUUCAUUGGCCAUCACAUUAUUCCGGUGUCUGCCAUCAGACCAGGGUACCGUUACAUCGGCCUAAGGAACGAGAGGAAUCAGUCGCUGAUGCUGCCGGCCGUGUUCGUCUACAUUGAGGUCAAAGAUUACGUCCCUGACACUUUUGCAGACGUGAUUGAAGCGCUCUCAAACCCAAUCCGAUACGUCAACCUGCUGGAGCAAAGAUCUAAACAGCUGGCAGCUUUGACUCUGGAGGAUGGCGAGGAGGAGGCACAGACAGAGGAUGAGGCUGACAGCACCACAGAGAAACGAGCCGACCUCAAACCUGCUACGGUGGAAAACGGCCUCAGCCCCACCUCGAGCCAGGCAGGCCACACCCCUGCUGCCACAACUCCUAAAGCCUCCUCAGCCAAUCAGCAAGCAGCUGCUGCAGAUCCAGCAAAAGCGUCAGUGAAGACAGAAGACCUGGUUUUGAGUGUUUUGAUAGAGGUUCCUCCGUGCUUACUGGAACACCUGCAGCAGUCCAAACUUUACUCAAAGGAGCAGAGGCGUCAGUUCAAGGAACUGAAGGAGCUGAGCAGGAGACACCAGAAGAAAACCUCAGAGCUCCUCAGAGAGUUCAACAACAAAUACAAGAAGAUGGCCCGGCAGUGCAGCAAGAGCCGAGCUUCGUCCUCAGAAAGUGAGAAAGACGAGCGUCUGCAGCAGCUGAGAGAGGAUCAGCAUCAGCAACUCCUGGCUCUGCGGCAGGAACAGUUCUACAGCCAGAAGUACCUGCAGAAGGAGCACAUAAAAACGCUGACAGAACGUCUAAGCAGCCUGGCUGAGGAGAGCCACCGGGGGCAGAUGAAGAAACUCAAGGACAUCUGCGACAAAGAGAAAAAGGAGUUAAAGAGGCAGAUGGAUCGAAAGAGAACAGAGAAGAUCAACCAGGCCAAGACCAAAGAGAAACAUCUGGCUGAGGAAGAAAAGAUUGAGAUCAACAAGUCUUAUGUCAAUGAAGUGGUCCAGAACAUUAAACGGCUGGAGGAGACUCAAGCGAAGCGCCAUGAUCAGCUGGUGGAGCAGCAUGACCAGCUCCUGCAGGAGAUCCAGGACCAGAAACUCAAGCUUCAGGCAGCCGUGGAGGUGGAGUUUCAGGAGAAGUUCCAGCAUUUGCCGGGAGAGAUUCAAGACUUCCUGCAGGACAGGAGGAUGGAUGGCAGAAGCAGCAGCAAAUCCCGCCCCUCCACCCCACAUGAAACUCUGUCAGAGGUUGACUGAGGGGGGGCUGUGAGAAUGAUCCAGAUUAGUAAGACUGUUACUUUGUGGAAGAAUGUUCUUUCCUUUCUAGUUUGAGCAUGCACUUUGUGUAACCAGAGGUCAUCCUUUAUUUUGAUGGAGAUUUAGUAGUUUGAUGUGCAUGACAUCUAUAAACCUAUUUCUCAUUUUAUCUAUUUAUAUUUUUAUCUAUUCAUCUUUAACAUUAUGCUAGAGGAGAAAACAUGCAUGCCAGUCCUCACAGCUCCAAGUCUCUGCUGUUUUUACUUGUUUUAUCCUAGAACAGACACACACAGAAACAUAGACAGACACCAGCUGUUGAUGAAAGUCAUCAGAAAAUUCUCACUUAGUCCUAAAGACACUGCAGAAACGUGUCUGUUUAUUCCUAAAUGCUGGAUGAGCUGAACAUGGGUCAAACAGAAGAAGCUGUUUCCUCCACAGAGAGGCUGAAGGCCCUCACAAAUGUGAAGGAAGUCUCUGUGAUUUACAGACAAUGUGAUCAUGAUGAGGCAGAAGGAGCAAAUAAACACAAAAUUCUAAUGUCAAAUAGUAGAAAACUUUCAAACAGAAGUUCAGCUUUAAACCUUACAUCUUUACAUCUCCCAGCCAAGCAGUUUCCCAGAUCAGUUCUUCCUCUUUUAACAUCAACAUGUGCAACAUGUGAGGAAAAACUCAUAAUUCUGAGAUAAGAAGAGACUUUUGUCUGUGGGGGAAACUUAGGUCUGGGGUCUUCAUAUGCAGUUUUAUUUUCAUCAGCAUUUGUUUCUAAAAACAUUUGAAGAUAUCGCUGCGUUUCUGCAGCAAGUUAUUUCACUUUAUUACAAUUAACAUGGAGGAGCAGCAGCAUCCUCUGCAGUCCCUCCGCCUGCUGCCCGGCCCCUCCCUUAUGAUGGGGGGUCUCGGUCCUUCUCCACUGCAUGACUUACUUUGGUGUGAAUUUCUCGUCCUCAUUUCCAGCUGUUGUUUGACUGUAGUGAGAACCGCUUAUAUGUGUUCCCAUUUGCUCCUGAUCUUCCACACACACCUGCUGGAAUGUUUUUAAACCUCAUCCAGAGCCAGGGCUGCGUUCAACGACCUUUUUCAGGGCUCUUCUCCUCGCAGUCUCUUAUUGGACGCACAGGUUUUGGUCCAGGUUUGGUUUUUGUGGCAUUAUGCAGAACUUGCAGCUGAGUCUUCUUUCCAAAAUACCUCAUAGUUGAGCACAUCACCUGUUGGAUCAGAGGUUUUCCAGGUCAAUGUUUUGUUGAACGCAGAUCUGCUGCUCUGCAUGCUGGGCUUCUCCAGCAGGGACCUGCUCUCUGAACCACGAUCACAUGUUUUGCAAAGUGAGGAUUCAUUCUGGAAUAUCUGUGGAGGCUGGUUCACUUCCCAGAGGGAAAGUUUGCUUUCAUUUGAAGUGGUCAAACUCUGAACAGGCUGAUCUUGCUUCAUGAUGUGCCCCCCCCCCCCCCCAGCAGAACUUUUCUCCUGGAUGCUGUGUGAAGACUCAAAAACUGUACGUUAUUUCCACUAAAAGGAUGAUUUGGAAGACAACAGCACUUUGAUGAGGACUUUCACCCACACUUUGUCACAGUUGGUUAUUGAACGGUGAACUUUAUCAGUACUGAUAUUUAAUAAAUAGAGAACUCAGCGGUGUGUUUUCUUUCUGUUGGAGUUUCUUUAUGGUCUUACUUUACUUUCCAACACUUCCCAAAUGUUUGGAUCUGCCAAACGUACCUCUCUAACAUCACCUGUCACUCUACUUUGGCAUGUUUCAUAAUUUGCAUCCUCUGACAUGAAAACAAUAAAAAAAUUAUUUUCUGCAA
Messenger RNA from Oryzias latipes (Japanese medaka), 5544 nucleotides. RefSeq names its product 1-phosphatidylinositol 4,5-bisphosphate phosphodiesterase beta-1. NCBI's taxonomy places the organism in Eukaryota, Metazoa, Chordata, Actinopteri, Beloniformes, Adrianichthyidae. Gene Ontology annotation, cellular component: nuclear speck; cytoplasm. Gene Ontology annotation, molecular function: calmodulin binding; calcium ion binding; phosphatidylinositol-4,5-bisphosphate phospholipase C activity. The record is from RefSeq and is a predicted model, not a curated record. Gene Ontology annotation, biological process: phosphatidylinositol metabolic process; phosphatidylinositol-mediated signaling; memory.